CCCGCCCCCCUCUACCACCUCCUACUCCUUCUCCUCCUCCUCUUCCCCCUCCUCCUCCCGCAUUUCCUCCCCCAUGUCACAUACACCAACGCCCCCCCUCAGGAGUUCUGCAUCCAGACCACACAUCAUCACCAACACGACGUCUUCACCUCACUCUCACUCCAUCACCCUUCUCCGGGUGCCACUUCGGAGGACCCUCCUCCUCCUCAUCCUCUUCCUCCGCUCCUCCUACCGCCGACGCCCCUGGCACUCCAGCAGCAGCAGCAGGAGUCGGAGGAGAAGUCGCUGCUGGCGGCGGCUGAGGAGUUCUACCAUUCCGGGUCGCAGCUGGUAGACCCCGGAGCGUGGGAAGGGGUCGUGGUGUCACCCGACACCGCCAACGUUCCCCAGCAGUCUCUGAGUCUGUACAGUUGUUCGCCGGGCAUCGCCACGCCGUCGCCCGGAUCCACCCGCACGCCCGAGACGUCUCACAUCGACCCUCUUGCUCCUCCUCCUCCCCCUCCCAGCCUCCUCGUCCCCCACACCGAGGCUCUCAACACCGUCAACGUCACUCUGGAGGACCUGUGUCUGGCGUCGGCACAGACCUACCAGGCGCCGCCCGAGUACACCCAGGCCUUCCAGGAUUUCGUCUACCCCAUCACCACUCAGGUUUCAGUUGACGCCCAACAACACGCUUCUUCUUCUUCGUCGUCGUCGCCGUCGUUCUUCCAGCUGGCCCCUGCGACUGCUACUGCUACUGCUACCUCAGAGGAGGUCGCCGGCGAUUGGUCGAGCAUCGGCGGCGCCACGGUAGGGCUCGAAUGCUGGAGCCGGGAGCACCUGCAGCAAGUGUGCUCCGAUCUCUCCAUCCCCAACCAGGCCGUCACGUGCUCCUGGGUUCCUCCCCAGCAGCCGAGGGACGUCGCUCCCGGCAGUGGCGGCAUUGUCAUCUGGCCGUCCUCGCAGCAGCAGGCGCUGCAGACGGCCGUGCUCUCUCCCGUCGUACCUGAAACACUCAGCCCGGCCAGCCAGGAGGUCGCCCAGGUCGAGGGGGCCACGUUAGUCCCCCUCCUCCAAAGUCGCCGGCGCCCCCGUUCCGCGUCCCGCUCGCCCCUCAAUACUUCUUCUUCUUCGUCUUCGUCAGCAGCGGCGGCGGCGAUCACCAUCGGGGCCCUGAGCCCCCCUACGACCCGACAGAGAUCGGACCUGCUGCUGCCCCCCAGGUCUCCGCUGACGGGCAGCGCGUCCUUCUUCUCCGCCUCGGCAGCCGCUGCAGCAUCAGCAGACGAAAGCCGCUGCCUGCGACGCAGGCGUUGGCAGCAGCACCAGCGCCAGCAGAACCCUCGGUUCCUUCAGCAUCAGCACCAGCAGCAGGAGAGGCGAGGGGAGGGGCAGAGGAAGGAAGAGGAGGCUCAGGAGGAGGAGGAGGAGGGGGAGAGGGAAGAGGGGGACCAGUACCCGUCGGAAAAGGGCGAUGAAGGGAGAGCAGGAGCGCGGCGGUGGGGGCGUGGUGAGUGGAAGAGGAGGUGGUCGCUGGGGCAACCGGGCUUCACACACAGUGAGGUGGGGAUAGAGGAGUAUCCCAUGGACAGUGAGGCGGCGGCGGCGGGAUCCGGACGGCGGCCGUUCGAAUCCGGGGGGCGAAGUUCCCCCCCAACGAAAGGAAAGUCUCACUCGCCCUUCCCCAGCGCCCCCAGAGGGCCACCGCCGGACGAGGAGGAGGAGGAGGAGGAGGAGGAAGACCUACUACGACGUCAGGAGUCGCCUCCUCGUCACCACACCACUCGAGAUGACGACGACGUCGUCGGCGACGUCGCAGGAGGAGGAGGAAGAAGAGGAAGAGGGGAUGACGCUUAUAGCAUCGACGAGGCAGAAGCAGAAGCAGAAACAGCAGAAGAAGCAGAAGCGAACAGAGUCUGCGUCCCGCCAGAUCCCCGCGAAUGGAACGCGAACCACAUUUCCUCGUGGUUGAAGUGGUUUAAGAAGGAAUUUCGCAUCAAAGCCAAAAUAGACAGUAAGGAUCUCCCAGACACAGGCUGCGACCUGUGCCGGAUGACGCGGCGGAAGCUGCGGAAGAUCGCCGGCCGGAGAGGAGGCCGCCUCUUGGCCGAGCACCUCGAUAUCUGCCUCCAGCGCUUCGGAGCGACCUUGCCCAUCCACGACCCGAAUGACGACCGUACGAAAACGGACGACGAUGAAGCGUCCGACGACGAUGACGACGACGACGACGAUGAUGACAUGGACCCGUAUGAACUCCUGGGCCCAAGAUCAUCCCGCCUCGCAGCACAAGGCUCAGGCCAGAUCCAGCUGUGGCAGUUCCUCCUGGAAUUGCUGUCAGAUCCCGCCAACGCUGCAGUCAUCACAUGGGAGGGAACAGCGGGCGAAUUCAAGAUCCUCGAUCCGGAUGAAGUCGCAAGAAGGUGGGGGGAGAGGAAAUCAAAGCCCAACAUGAACUACGACAAGUUGUCUCGUGCCCUCAGAUAUUACUAUGACAAAAACAUCAUGACAAAAGUUCACGGAAAACGCUACGCAUACAAGUUCGACUUCCGAGGUUUGGACCAGGUGCGACAACAACAGAGCGCUGAAGCUCAGAGAUACCCACCAGACCUCAGUUUCCUCACAAGUUACUCGCACUUGCUGGGUGGUUCUUCCCCGCUUGCUAGCAGUUCCUUCACAUCUUCAGCAUCCCACCCUCCACCACCCUUAUUGUCUCCACCGCCUUACUGGGCAGCAGUAUCAUCUGUAUCGUCAGCAGCCGCUCUCGCUACGUCAUCGCCGUUGGCAACUUCAUCUCCGCUGGCUACUUCCUCGCCCCUGGCUACAUCGCCACCCCUGGCACUCCAUGCUGCACCUUUAGUCUCCCCUCUCAGCUCUCCGCCUCCCGAUGCCUCUCCAGCAACCACAUCGAGCUCAAGAGUACUUCCUCACUAUCCGUACACAUCAUGAAUCCAAAGAACUUGUCAGAUUGCAACAAUACCUACAUUAGGUUAGGGUGAAUUCUGCAUUCUUUUGCGAAUCAUAGUAUUAUUAGAUGUACAGUAGGUAAAAGAAAAAUGAAAAAUCGGUUGGCAGUUAUAUUCGAUGCGUUGCAAAUUCUUAUUUCCAACAACACAAUUCAUGCACAGCCAAAUAUCAUUUUCAUGGCGGCAUGAAAUAUGGACUUUUUAAAGGAAAUGCACAUGGUAUUUUGGUCAUAAAAAUAUCUCUUCAGUGAAUGAAGGCUUAACUAUAAUAAGGAGUAAAUUGAGGAAAGUGCUGACUAAAAAUUAGAAUAGUCAAUUGGAAAAGUUCCUAAUAUUGUACGUAAUUACUGGAAACAAUGGAAGAUUAGUUCUCUUCUCUUCUUCAUGCACAAUUUUCCCAUGUUCUACUUUAAGUGCCAAAGCUAAAGCCGUGAACCACUAAGUUUUGCACAAAAUCAAUGUGCUCAUCUAGUCGUAACUUUUUUGUCGUUACUUGUAUCAGUACCCCAUGUUUUUUUAGGGUUUUGUAUUUAUGCCACAAACUGUUAGAUAUCUUCCAAAGACUAACAUGUACAGAAGCCAUUUAAAGCACUCAGUCAACAAAUGACAUGAUUUCUCAGCCCAGAUGUUUGGAUGCGAGAGGAUUUUUUUUUUUUUUGUGAUCUGAUAUCCUUAGGGAGAACUAAAGCGUAGGCCCAAGUGAUGCUGAAACUUUUUUUUUCUUCUUGAUAGAAGUUACUCUUGUAGAUAAAUGUUCCUAUACCCUCCCCUGUGAUGACUCGGCAUCAAGUGCUGUAGCCCGAUAUGAUAGUAUUUUGACUUAAUCAAAAGAACCCAGGUUAUGAAACAUAUCAAGUGACAUUCCAUUUUCACCCUUGUAAGUAUUUUCUCAUUUUAAAAUGCAUUUUCCCGUCUAUUUUAUUAUUUUUUACUUCUACAUAAGUUAAUUCCAAUGUAAACUUUGGACAACAUGACAUUCAUCACAAAUGAAAACCUGAUAUCAUUAGUUAUGGUAUUAGUGCAUGUAUGACAUGCUUUUUAAUAUAUGGUAUUUUUCUUUCUCCAGAUUCUUUGUAAAAAAACAGGAAAAGUAAUAAAUUUGCUUACAUAUAAAAUCUUUACAUACUG
This is a messenger RNA of Macrobrachium nipponense, 4070 nucleotides long. RefSeq lists its product as uncharacterized. Gene Ontology annotation, molecular function: sequence-specific DNA binding; DNA-binding transcription factor activity, RNA polymerase II-specific. The transcript is spliced from 5 exons. Lineage: Eukaryota; Metazoa; Arthropoda; Malacostraca; Decapoda; Palaemonidae. Gene Ontology annotation, biological process: cell differentiation; regulation of transcription by RNA polymerase II. The annotation marks the transcript as partial. The record is from RefSeq and is a predicted model, not a curated record. Gene Ontology annotation, cellular component: nucleus.